Erythranthe guttata (spotted monkey flower) is the source of this 1536-nucleotide messenger RNA. RefSeq names its product Pseudouridine synthase family protein. The record is from RefSeq and is a predicted model, not a curated record. Gene Ontology annotation, biological process: enzyme-directed rRNA pseudouridine synthesis. Lineage: Eukaryota; Viridiplantae; Streptophyta; Magnoliopsida; Lamiales; Phrymaceae. Gene Ontology annotation, molecular function: RNA binding; pseudouridine synthase activity.
CCCGUUUACAAAAAGCCCGCCCAAAUCCCAAACCCGGGUUAUCUUUCAGAAAAUGCUGUCCCUCCAAUCCUUGAAUUGGUCUUCCAUUAAACCCUUUCCUAUAAACCCUAGAAACCCUGCAUUUUGGAGACUCCUCAGCACAUCUUCCGCUUAUCCCGAUUCCAUUCCGGCUGAUUAUUCCGAUUCCGAUGACUCCCAGGACUCUAUUUCCGGCCGGCCGAACAAUUUCUCCGGCCACAAAAUUGAGGAGACGGUGGCGCUGGAUUCGGCAAAAUUGAGAGUUGAUUCAUGGAUUUCUUCCCGCAUUAACGGAAUCAGUAGAGCUAGGGUUCAGUCCAGCAUUCGUUCAGGAUUAGUUUCCGUUAAUGGCCACGUCAUCAGUAAGGUUUCGCACGUGGUUCGAGACGGCGACUCGGUGAACUGCACUAUAGCCGAAUUGCAGCCUUUGAGGGCUGAACCAGAGAAUAUUCCGUUGGAUAUAGUUUAUGAAGAUGAUCAUCUUCUUGUUGUCAAUAAACCUGCUCACAUGGUCGUUCAUCCAGCACCAGGAAAUGCAAAUGGAACACUCGUAAACGGGAUUCUUCACCACUGCAGACUUUCCACCGUAUGCUUCAAUCCAGAGUCACUCCCCGAUAAUAUCGACGACGACGAUUCGAUCGACGAGGCCACCGUGUUUCCCUCCGAGUCGUCCGUACGCCCCGGAAUUGUGCAUAGAUUGGACAAAGGCACAAGUGGAUUACUUGUCGUUGCAAAGGACGAGCAUUCGCAUUCCCAUCUGGCUGAACAGUUCAAGAAACACACUGUAAAAAGAGUAUACGUAAGUCUUACAUGUGGGGUCCCCUCUCCCGUUUCUGGUCGUGUUGAUAUUCCAAUCGGCCGUGAUUCAAAUAACAGAAUUCGUAUGGUAGCUAUUCCUGGAUCCGCCUUACACGGAAAGGCACGCCAUGCUGUCAGUAGGUAUAAAGUAGUCGAAAUACUUGCUGGUGGUGGUUGUGCAUUGGUGGAAUGGAGGUUGGAAACCGGGCGUACUCAUCAGAUCCGAGCACACGCGAAGUAUCUUGGUAUUCCACUAUUAGGAGACGAUGUGUAUGGAGGAACGAAACACAUGGCUUUAUCUCAGCUUCAGUCGAAGAAUUCUUCAAGCUAUUACGGCCAAAUUCAUCAAUUGGUUGCUAAAUUAGAAAGACCUUCCCUUCAUGCUUUAAGCCUCGGGUUUAGGCAUCCACACAAAGGUGAAGACCUGCAUUUUUCUCAGAUGCCGCCUUUCGAUUUCGCCGAGAUUUUGGAUUGUCUUCGUAACAUUAGCUCCGAGAAGGUAUAACUUGUUCAACAGUACGGUAUCGAACCGGAUUCACUUCUUAACCAAUCACAUAAUUUAUUUAUUUAUUUAUAUUGGUUGAAAUUUUAUUACCAAAUGGUUGGUUCAUCAUUGGUUUUUUAUUACCUAUGAUGCUAGAAAAUUGAUCCACUAUCACCACUGUUUGUAUCCCUAGCUAAAAUUUUCUUUUAAUUAUUUUAAUAAAUUAAUUGACUUAA